Molecule: messenger RNA, 1464 nt
Organism: Lathyrus sativus (Indian pea)
Lineage: Eukaryota; Viridiplantae; Streptophyta; Magnoliopsida; Fabales; Fabaceae
Source: the annotation of a GenBank genome assembly
AUGGCUCUUGAAACACUCCUCUUCAAGGUCAAAACCGCCAUUUCAAACAGCUUCGACUCUGUUCCACCGAAGCUUCUCAAGAAGAAAACCACUUCACUCAAGAAACCAAAAAGAUACGUCGCCGUUUUAGCCUUCGAGAUCGCGGGAGUUAUGUCCAAGCUUCUUCAUCUUUAUCAGUCUCUCUCCGAUGUUACCAUCGUGAGAAUCCGAAACGACGCCGUUACGCUUGAAGGUGUUCGGAAGAUUAUCUCCAAUGAUGAAUCGUUCUUACUCGGACUCGCUUGCGCUGAGUUUACUGAGGCUCUUCGGCUCGUUGCUAACUCGGUUACCCGACUCAGUCAAUGUUGCGAGGAUCAUAGCCUUCGGGAUUUUCACCGGGCGUUUCUCGAGUUUGCUGAUUCGGGCCGUGAUACAAACGGGUGGGUUCUUUCUGGCCCGAAGGAAAUUGAAGCGAAGUUUAGGAAAAUGGAACGUUACGUGAUGCUUACGGCAGCUUUGCACCGUGAAAUGGAGGAGCUUUCUGUUUUGGAAAAUGGGUUCAGAAAAGCUUUGAAUUUGAACCAUCAUCAUCGUCGUAAUAGUAGCAGUGAAGGGAAUGAAGGUUCUUUGGGUGUUGGGAAAGAACAGAAAAUAUAUGAACUUCAGCAGAAGAUUUGUUGGCAGAAACAAGAGGUGAAGGAUCUGAAAGAUAGGUGUUUGUGGAGUAGAAGUUUUGAUGGUGUUGUUUUAUUACUUGUGAGGUUUUGUUUCACUGUUUUAGCUAGGAUUAAGGUUGUUUUUGGAAUUGGUCAUUCUGUGCCUUGUUUGUCACCUAGUUUGUCAACUUCUGCAACCGUUUAUCCCUCUGAUCAGAAUCCCAAUUCUUGUCAUGAAUACGUUUCUGGGUCAUUGGAAAUCUCAGAGGUUGAAGAGAUCAAAGAACGUUUUCGAAGUGGGUUUUUCGAGUCUAACUCCAAGCUUUUGAAACCACCUCCUAGUACUUUAGGUGCUUCAGCUUUGGCUUUUCACUAUGCUAACUUGAUCAUAGUGUUGGAGAAGAUGAUAAAGACACCUCAUUUGAUUGGUUUGGAUGCAAGGGAUGAUUUGUAUGGCAUGUUACCUAGCAGCAUAAGGUCAGGUCUGAGGACUAGGUUGAAAGGAAUUGGGUUUUGUGCAAGUGAUCCCGUUCUUGCUGGUGAAUGGAAGGAUGCUUUAGGGAGGAUAUUAGGGUGGUUAUCACCUUUGGCACAUAACAUGAUCAAGUGGCAGAGUGAAAGAAGCUUUGAGCAACAUAAUCUGGUGCCUAAGACUAAUGUUUUGCUUCUGCAGACUUUGUUUUUUGCAAACAAAGACAAGACUGAGGCUGCAAUAACUGAGUUGCUUGUUGGGUUGAACUAUAUUUGGAGGUUUGAGAGGGAAAUGACUGCUAAAGCUUUGUUUGAAUGUGCUAAUUUCAAUGGCUUUAUUAAAUCUGCAAAAUCAUAG